CCCGGCGGCGGCAGGCGGCGCUGCGGUUGGCCGGCGGCGCUGCCGCUCAGAGCGGGGUCGGGGGUCAGAGUGCGCGGAGUUUCAGAUGCCUCUGGAUGUUCAAUGAUAGCACUCCUCCAUACUGGAGCAGCAAAGUUUCCCCAAAACUUACUUCCAAGGGCAAGACAAGCUGUGUGCUCCCUCCUCCCAGCUGGUGUUCUCAAAGAGUACAGCUCCAUCAUAAGCAGGAAACUGGCGACCCACGGCUUUGGAGCUUGCAUGGCAGCAAUGUCAUCCUUUCCUCCACAGAGAUAUCACUACUUCCUAGUGCUGGAUUUUGAGGCUACAUGUGAUAAACCACAGAUUCAUCCUCAGGAAAUCAUCGAAUUCCCAAUCCUGAAGCUGAAUGGCAGGACGAUGGAGAUCGAAUCCACCUUUCACAUGUAUGUUCAGCCUGUGGUGCAUCCCCAGCUUACGCCCUUCUGUACAGAGCUGACUGGGAUUAUUCAAGGCAUGGUGGAUGGGCAGCCAAGCCUCCAGCAAGUGCUUGAGAGGGUUGACGAGUGGAUGGCAAAGGAAGGCCUCUUAGAUCCCAGCGUCAAGUCGAUUUUUGUGACCUGCGGAGACUGGGAUUUGAAAGUGAUGUUACCAGGACAAUGCCAGUACUUAGGGCUGCCGGUUGCUGAUUACUUCAAACAGUGGAUUAAUCUGAAAAAGGUUUCCUUGCUUGAACUCUUUGCCUGCAGCCCAUGGAUCGGAUCUAUGACAGUGGCUUCCUGAGAACUGGCUGGAAAAUCUGCAGAUAGCCUGCUUCUGUAUAGGAAGCAACCCUUCAUCUAGGCAUAAACUUCUGUUUUGUGGCCCAUGGGGGAGGGCAACUCUGAUCACAUCAAAGCAUGAGCCAAGCCAGGGGCUAUCUCACAGUGUCUGGUUUUCUCAUUUGCCUGGGCCCCUCAUAUAGACUGGGACCAGCUUCUCCUUAAGUGCUUUGACAUGGAUUUUGGUGCUCACCAAAGCUCCAGAGGAAAUGGACAUCCUGAAGUCAUAGUCUGGAUUGCUGCACUGCAGUCUUCCCAGGCCUGCUCAAUACCCAUCAAGUUCUUAGCAGUGCCUUUCUGCGUGUCAGUAGGUCUGGAGGCAAGAUGCUUGUAUUUACUCUUCCCUUCCUUGUGUUAAAUCUCAUCUCAAAAGAGCUCAUAAUGAUGCUGUAUCAUGUUUUCUUGGGGAUCCUAUCCACAGAUAAAUAUGCAGGUCCCACUCAAGGCUGAUAGAUCAGCUUCACCACCUUCACUUUUCUUUGAGCCAGAUACUCCAGCAUUUUUGCACUGCACUCAAUAUACCUGAAAACCACCAGCUUCCAUUAAGCUGUCUAGGACACGGUAGCCGAGCUGGUCUCUCUCCUACAUGCAGUGUUUUGCACCCACAGUGGGUUUCGGCAGUGUGGAGAUGUAACCUCAGUGCACUGUUGUGCCAGCACUGCUCAUGCAUGCAUCCUGCAGAUGCAUUUUUAAACAAACUGUGGAUAUUUAGUGUAUGGUCUUGUGCCAACUGGAGGAAAGCCUGCUCUCUGUGCUCCCCAGUGUUGUAACCUCUGUCAGCCUGGCUCUGAUUGAUGCUAUUAAUAUUUUAGUGAUCAUUUAGGAUCUCCGCCUUGGCUGAGCUCCUUGCUCAAGGAAGAGCUGUCCUGCGUGGAUGUCUGUAGCUGCCAGAGGAGCACACUUGCUGCCUGCCUGUGUGUUUUGGAAGAGGCAGGUCUGCAAGUUAGCAGGGUUAGGACUAAUGGGAGCACAAAGCCUUCAAAGAGCUAAUUGCUAGCCUCCAGCAGGUACACAUGGGCCCUUUCUGUAGGUGCGGUCUUUCAGCCUCCCUGAGACAUUUCCUUCCAUCCUUGCCUUUUGGCAAAGGGCCCAAUGUCCCUCUGGAUGCAGUCCCACAGGAUGCAUUUGACCAAGGUCCUUGCUGUGGAGGGGUGUCCACAUGCCCCUGCUUAGACCUUCCACCUCCUGGAACUGGCCUCAGCUUAGCUGCCAAACCCAGAAGAACUCUGCAUCUCUCCUGUGUUUUUUGUCUCCCUUUGCCAUUGUACCAUGUAUGCUUUGGCCACAUGAGGUUGUUCUACUGUAGCCUUGCCUGUGGGGUCAGUCAGUGCCGAUCAGGAGGCCAUUGACAUCCUUUGUUGGUGCUCUGUUAGUGCAUCAUCUCCAGCUGCCUCUCAGGAGCUGCACGUGGAUCCAUCCUGCACCUCCCUACCUUGCAUUCUGCUGUAAACAGUGAGCUGCAGAGCCAUUCCUCUUGGUGCAAGAGUGCUCAGGUGACACUCUACUUGCCCAGCCCAUGGGGCCCAGCUAAACCCAGCUGUGGGAACGGGGCUGAUGUGCUGCAGGGAUGGGGGCUCUGGCAGAUCCAGGAGACAGUGAAGCCAUGCGACUGAAUCCCAGACUGUGUUUGCUCUGCCUAAUUAUCAAAAGUAUGAGUUUGUUCUGCUAGGUGCACAUUAU
Melopsittacus undulatus (budgerigar) is the source of this 2477-nucleotide messenger RNA. RefSeq names its product ERI1 exoribonuclease family member 3 (gene ERI3). The transcript is spliced from 7 exons. The record is from RefSeq and is a predicted model, not a curated record. Gene Ontology annotation, molecular function: nucleic acid binding; 3'-5'-RNA exonuclease activity. NCBI's taxonomy places the organism in Eukaryota, Metazoa, Chordata, Aves, Psittaciformes, Psittaculidae. Gene Ontology annotation, biological process: exonucleolytic trimming to generate mature 3'-end of 5.8S rRNA from tricistronic rRNA transcript (SSU-rRNA, 5.8S rRNA, LSU-rRNA). The coding region runs from base 103 to 759 and encodes 218 amino acids.